UGCAUUUGCUCGCCGAUAUAUGCAAAUUUGGUUUAUGAUUAUAUGAAACUUAUUUCGGUCGGCUUUAGAGCUCCGCAUGCGCUCGCUUUUUAUCCGACAAACAUUGCGGAAAGGUAAGAGAGGAGUGAAAAAAUAAAUAUGCCCACUUUCAUACAGGAAAGAAAAAAUGGUACAAGAACACCCGGAAGUACUGCGUGACGAAUGGAUUCGGGCAGAAAUACUAUUAUGCGGUCAUUCGGGUGUCGUUUGCAACUCGCGAGACCGAGUCUGCCAGCAACGACGAGUCAGCAUUUUCGGUUGUGAUCGAUCGGACGCCCUCUUCAAUUACUUAGUAGGCGAAGCAGCUCCGAGUUUGUGUGCUUGGAAAACGGCCAAGGGGUCAAAACGCAACAAGCUUGCCCGAUCAUUUGGAAGAUUCGAGGCAGCCGUUUUCAGCUCCGUGUUUAUUCGGGGACCGGGGAGCGAUAAAUAAAUUGGAUGAAAGAGCGAGCGAGAAAGAGAGAGAGAGAGAGAGAGAGAGAGAGAGAGAGGGAGAGAAAGAAAAGGGAGACUUUACAGCGCCUCUUACAAACGUGACAAAAGAAGCUGAGACAUUGUUCCGACGAGAAUCUAAUUCGAUCACGUCGAGUAAGCGCGAGAAGCUCCGCUGGAUGCCAGAGAUUUAGAAUUUAGGGGUGAGACGCGGUGAAUGGGGUUGUCGAAAGUUCGGGACCCUACAGUGGAAAGCACUUAAAAGCAUAUGAAAUCGGCGCGCCACACGUCGUCGGAGGGGGAACGAGACACGUUCGUGAGAAGCUCCGAAGACACGACGGGAGAGACUCGAUAUUGUAUAAGAGGCGGAAAGAGAGUCGAGGGAUAAGGCGAAAUGCGCGCGAGACGCGUAAAAUACAACUGCCGACAGCCGGCCCUGUUAUUUCCGGCAGGAUACCAAGUCUCGCAGCGUGUUGUUAGAGAAAAUCUCGCUCGUCCCACUUCCAAGGAGCGCGCGUUCCACGUCAGCUGUUCUCUCUCUUUUUUACUUUCCAGUUUCUUGAGACCACCCCCAAGCUCGUCUGCACUUUGUUGCUCAUC
Messenger RNA from Wasmannia auropunctata (little fire ant), 1071 nucleotides. RefSeq lists its product as uncharacterized. Lineage: Eukaryota; Metazoa; Arthropoda; Insecta; Hymenoptera; Formicidae. The record is from RefSeq and is a predicted model, not a curated record. The transcript is spliced from 2 exons. The coding region runs from base 167 to 472 and encodes 101 amino acids.